Molecule: messenger RNA, 633 nt
Organism: Tetrahymena thermophila SB210
Lineage: Eukaryota; Ciliophora; Oligohymenophorea; Hymenostomatida; Tetrahymenidae
Product: prefoldin
Exons: 1
Biological process (GO): protein folding
Cellular component (GO): prefoldin complex; cytoplasm
Source: RefSeq, a predicted model, not a curated record
UUUACUCAAAAUAAUGCAGGAAGAUAAGAAGUAAAUAAUAAAAAUUAGAUAAAUUACAAAAAUUUAAAAAUAAAUAUAAAUAUUAAACUUUAUCAAAAAUCAAAAAUUUUUGAAUAAAAAACUCAAAUCAAAUCAAAUUAAAUUAAAUAUUAAUUAUUUGUGAUUUUCAAUCAUAAAAUUAUUAAAAAAAAGAUACAUUAUUUUUAUUAUUCACAUAAAUUUCAAAUAAAGUAGCAAAAAUUUACUAAAAUGGCUUCAAAGAUCUAAAGUGAUAUUGAAAUAACUAAAGAUGACUAAAACUAAAUUAACUAAUUUAGUCGUAUAAACAUGCACUGGAAUGAAAAAAAUAGAACCAUGCAAAAGAAAAACGAAAUUUUAAACUAACUUGAUGAUGCUGCUACUGAAUUAGAGUUAUGCGAUGAUGAAGAAACAGUAUAAGUAAAGUAUGGUGAUUGCUUCUUCCAUGUUAAGGUAGAAUAGGCAAAAUAAUAUGUUGAAGAAUAAUAAACUUAAACAAAGAAAGAAACAAACGAAAUAUCUAAGGUUAUGGAUGAAUAAGAAAAGAAAAUGAAAAAACUCAAGGCAGUUUUGUACACUAAAUUUGGUAAUUAGAUCAACCUUGAAGAAGAUUGA